GAGGUUCGUUGCUGCUGUAAGGGUGUCUUCUGCCUUGCCGAUGGAGAUGGCAGCGGCUUAUCGAAUAUCAUUCUCUGGAAUCCAGCAACGGCGCAGACGAAGCUUCUGCCGAUUUCAACUUUGGGUGGGAAUGCGUAUGCCCGGAGGCGUGAGGCGAUCGGGUUUGGUUUCGACCCCGAAAAGAAUGACUACAAAGUCGUUCGGACUCUGCUUUGCUUUACCGCUGAUGAGGACAUCGAUGAAUUUAGUGAGGUCUACAGCCUUAAAAAUGAUUCAUGGAGGAUUCUUGCAAUUCAAAAGGCUCAUAGUUAUCCUCACACACUCCAUUACUCGGUGCCAUCUGAUGAUGGUAGAUUCUGCUACUGGUGGGGACCAAAGCUGGAGUUCACUUCGUUUGAUAUGAGGAGUGAACAGUUUGAGGAUGUACAUCUAAUAUAUCCUGAUGCAUCGAUGCAGACAGCCUUCUCCGUGAGAUCCGUUUCCUUGGUCAAAGGCUCAACCGUUGUCAUAUUUUCCGACGACAGUAUUGAUCGUCUUGCACCCAAUGAGUUGCAGACAUGGGUGACAUUGGAUUUUGAAGAUAUAAACGGCGGCUUGACAAUGUUGUCCACCAUUAAGAGCACCAAGCUGAAUAAGUGCAUGCAUCCGGUGGGAAUAUGGAAGGACAAGAGGUGUUUCCUCCAGAGAUAUGAUGAUGGACAGCUCGUGGUCGUCGAUCUUGAAAAAGGAGAAGUCCUUCCCAUUGAACUUCAGAUUCAAGGAGAUUGGGAAUCAUUCAAAAUCUUCCAUUAUACUCCAUGUGAAGUUUCGUUGGAGUAG
Linum tenue is the source of this 819-nucleotide messenger RNA. The record is from the annotation of a GenBank genome assembly. NCBI's taxonomy places the organism in Eukaryota, Viridiplantae, Streptophyta, Magnoliopsida, Malpighiales, Linaceae.